Messenger RNA from Oryctolagus cuniculus (rabbit), 3950 nucleotides. NCBI's taxonomy places the organism in Eukaryota, Metazoa, Chordata, Mammalia, Lagomorpha, Leporidae. The record is from RefSeq and is a predicted model, not a curated record.
GGCGCGCCCUGGUCUUGCUGGGCUGAGCGGACUCCCGCAGGCACACUUCGCAGAAGCCCGGAGGGGACGCCGCGCCCCAGCAUCCGGGUGGCCCCGGCGCAUCCCGCUUAGUGCCCGCGGGGCUGCGGGACCCUGGGAAGCCCGAGCAGCAAGGGCGCUGCCUCGGCUGCCAGUGGCAUCUCGCGUGGGCCGGGCCGGGGAAGGGGUGGAGAGGGGUCGUCCCCGCCGAGCCCCUUCCCGAGCCGGGGCGCCCCGGGCCCCUCGGCCGGCCAGCCAUGGCUGACAGCGGUGGCACAGGCAGCUCGGGCCCCUGGUGGAAGUCGCUAACCAACAGCAGGAAGAAAAGCAAGGAAGCUGCGGAGGCGCAGCCGCCCGCCCCGCCCGCACUCGGGGAGCCCGCGCCGCCCAGCCCAGACUGGACGGGCGGCGCGCGCGAGAACCAGCACCCCAACGUCCUCGGGGGCGCCGGCGAGCCCCAAAAGCCGGACAAGAGUGGGGACAAAUCGGGCAGCAGCCGCCGCAACCUGAAGGUCUCGCGCUCUGGCCGCUUCAAGGAGAAGAGGAAAGUGCGCGCCACGCUGCUCCCGGAUGGCAGCGUGGGGUCCGCGGAGGAGGCGGAGCUGUCCGGCAACCCUCCGGGGGGCGCGCAGUAACCGCAGCCCCCGGGCCCUGUGCCAGGUGUUUCACCCUGCCCGGUUCACAAUAGUCACACAAGGCCUCCAGGAUUCUGUUUUCUGGACGAGUGAAGUGUCCGUUGAAUUUUCUGUAUUCCAUGACCCGAGGACGCAUUAAAUAUUUAUUUCUGGUAAGAGGAGAUACCUGCGGCUGAGGAAGAUGGCAUAAUUUUUGUCCCCCCACCCACGCAAAAAAAAAAAAAAAAAAACCGGGGGGCCUGGCCCCGCCUCUGGUCUGUGGGCGGGAGGAGGCGAUGGCCGCUGAACCUGAACUCCGCAUCCCACUGGUGAAGGGGGUGAGCUCCGAGGACCCUGGGAAGCGAGUCUCCGCACUGCCGUGGGUGCCCCAAGGUCAAGGCCGAAGCCCCUUCCCCGGCGGCCGCCUGCCACACAGGACACGAGAGCGACCGCUCUGGCGCAGGGGCGAUUCCCACGAGCGGGCCGGCCUCGGAUGUGGACCCAGGACGCGGUACCGCCGGUCUGAGCGGGCACCCUUCAAAUGCGUACACUGCAAGACUUCCGGAGAAGCACAUCCAGACGCAGGCAUGCCAAGACCGAGGUGACAGAGUGAAUCAUCUGCCACCCAGCGAGGGCGGCAGGGAGGAGAGAGCCGGGCGGGGGGCCCCUUAGCCGGGCGGCCCACCACAGCGCUGGGGCCGGGACCGGUUCUGGAUCCUCAGUGCUCCUAUUUCAGUGCCUUUUCUAGAGUGGCCCAAGUCACACUGCUCGCCGCACGUCCUUUCCCGUCGCCAUGGUGAACAGCCCUCUGAUAGUACCCAGGUGGACUGACUCGGGCUGGGCAAAGCCAGCUUGUUCCCCUGCCCUCUGCUUCAGGGCUCCUGUGUUCGCUCCACGGGGCACAUUUGUCCAGUCUCAACGCCUGUAGAUCAGCCUGAGGAAUACAGAACAAAAAUUUACCUAUUUGCUUUUAUUAUGAGCUCUCGUAACAGGAGUGAACGGAUAGCGCUUGCUUGCAGCAGGUGACAAGUGAUACUGCAGUCCUGAAGAAGGGGCAGUGGGCUCUCUUCCCUCCAUAGUGCAGGGCCAGACCUGGUGUUGCUGGCCCUGGGGCCACAGAAGGCGGCAAAAUCAGAAGGUCCGGCCUUGCCAAGGCAACCACAGGCGGAACUCGAAAUUCAAUAAACCUAUAGCAGGCUAACUGAUGCUUCUGCGUGGCCCAGGAGUGAUGUUAUAAAUCUCCACAGGGCCCUUGAUGGAAACCUGGUCCCCCACCCCUGAUGGAAAGAGGAUGGGCUUUUAAUUUCUCUCAAAUUAGUAGUUUAAGCAAUCAACCUGUUUUGUUAUUUUAUAAACAAACUUCACAAAGAUUGAUAAGGAUGGCUGGGUUGAAUUGAAGUUAGUGACUCAGCGUGGGUACCAGCAGCAUAACAGUGUACCUACCGCUUGUCACACGGCUGUACACAGACCCAAUGCCUUUUUCUAAAGGGAGGUUCUUACAUGGACACUGCAAACAGUUUACACUAGAAGAGACAGUAUGGAAGAGUAUUUCUAAGCAUGAAAAGUCUUCUUGCGGUAUAUUUAGGACGGGGAAGGAUGUGACCACAGGCUCAUCAGGGUGGGCUUCCUAGAAGAGGAAGGCAUUAUAUAGAUUUGAGAUGGGCUCAUGUUCUCUAGAGGAAGAAGAAGGAGCUAAGAAAGAAGGCCAUAGUAAGGGAGGGGAUUGUGGGCUGGAACUAAGCACAGCAGGUGUCAAGGAGAGCUUGGGAAACCCUCAUAGGUACGUCAGUUUCACUGGAGAAGUCAGGUAGAGGUAUGUAGUCUCCUGAAAGCCACCUGAUUGGGCUUGCACCCCGUCUCAGAGUCAGCUCUGCCCGGUUUUACAGUUACACAGGUGUAUCAGUUUUAUCAACUUUAAAACCGUCUUUUCUUACAAGUUCCUUUAGAGGCACAGACCCUGGCAUUCUGCCAGCUUCCGUGUCAGGCUCUGCCCCCCCCCCCAGUCCACCAGGAGCAGACCUAUGGCGUGGAACUGAUUAGCGCGACAUCCUUACUCCCCUGUUCCAGAAGAAAACCGUGCCACACAGUUAUGACAGUGAAUGCAGUUCACAAUCCGCCAUUGAGCUUGGUAGCUGCAGCCUUUCAAAGCAGUCUAAAUUACGCAGUGGGAAGAAUACACUGAUUUCAUCCCAACUCGGUAGAAUCCGAACCCCAACAAAAUGGGUGAGAUAAAAAGAUCACGAGGGAGAUGAGAUCAUUUGACGAAGCGUCUUGCAGGAAUCUCUGCGCUCUAGAUGGCUCAUCCCCAUAAUGUAUACAACCUAAAAAUUCUCAACCUUGACAUAAUUUAACCAAAUAAAAGGAAAAUGGUGAAUAAAGCUGGAGUUAAGUAGAUUAGAAAUUUUUGUUCUCUUUCAACCCCCUUACAAAUGAAAUUUCACCUAAUAUUCGGAAACUGUCAAAAAGUUUUAGAUCUGAGCUACUAAAUGGUAUGAGAAGAGGAACAAAACUCUAGUGGUAUGUUCGCUGCAUACGUCCGUGCUGCACACGUCCCUAGCCAAGAUAAUUCUCUGCCCUGAGUGGUUUUGCCUCAGUGAGUCUCCUUGCAAACUCUGUGGCUGAGCAGGGACUCAUAUUACAGGUCACCUGAAGGCCCCUUUGUGUUGGUGCUUCUGCUCAUCCCCUUCUGACUUGCAUUUCAAGAGCACACACUGGAAUUUGCAUCCGUGUAGUGCUUGCUGGGGGGCGGGAGGGGGGCACCUGUAGAUGUUUUUUCUACUUUGAAAUACUGUGUGAACUCUGCCACUCUGGCCCUGCCUGCCUGUAGAAGGACACUAAACCUCAUGCACAAUGCACAAAAGCCCUGGCUCAGGUUUUGCUACUGAGUUCUUUUCCUGGGAUACACAGAAGAAAAAUUUAAUGCCUUCAAAUGAAUUAAUUUUAAAAAUGAGAGGCUGAUGUGGCGCCACAGGUGAAGCCGCACCCUGCCAGCCCUGCAAUGCUGGCGUCCCGCGUCUGAGCACCAGAUCAACUCCAUCUUGGAUCCAGCUCCCUGCUAAUGUGCUGGGGAAAGCGGUGGAGGCUGGCCCAAGUGCUUGGGUCCCUGCCACUCAAAUGGGAGACCUGGAUGGAGUUCUUGACUCCUGGCUUCGGCCUGGCCCAGCCCUGGCCCAGCCCUGGCCAUUACAGCCAUUUAAGAAAUGAACUAGUGGAUGGAAGAUCGAUUCUCUCUCUCUCUUUCUUUGUCACUCUGCCUUUCAAAUAAAUAAAGUAAAUCUUUAAAAAAAAAACAAGUUCAAAUAAAAAGUAAUCUAAAAA